UAUGACACUGACAGUCAUAAGUGCACGUAACAUGUAGACAGAAGACUGAUUUACAAAACGUUCUGGUUUUGUAUUAAGAAGUUGAUAAGUUUUAAAAUGUGAUAGAGAUUGUGAAGAUACUAGUUAAAAUGGCUUAUAGCAAAGUCCCCCGAUUAGUUAGGUACGGUUUAAGUGGCGGAGUAGCUAUUGGUAGUGCAGUAGCUGCUAUGAAAUAUCGAGACACCGAUUACAAUUCUUUGGCUGUUGUGAGGCUUAUGAGGGCAGCAUAUACUGCUGUGGAUAUUGGAAGAACUUACAAGUCUAUGUUAUAUAGCAAAGAUUGGGACAAAAACUCCAAAGAGUACAUUCAAAUCAAGAGUGAAGCGCAUCAAAUUGGUGCGGAGAAACUGCUUGAAUUAUGCCGAACAAAUAAAGGUGUGUACAUAAAAGUCGGACAACACGUAGGUGCGCUCGACUACCUGUUGCCCUCGGAAUACGUGACGACAAUGCGUGUUUUGCAUAAAGAUGCCCCUAGAAAUACAAUUGAGGAACUCUACAAGGUUAUUAAGGAAGAUUUAAACCAGGAUCCUAAUGAAUUGUUUAUUGAAUUUGAUCCUGAGCCACUUGGCACUGCAUCCCUCGCACAAGUGCAUAGAGCUAAAUUGAAAGAUGGUACUGAGGUGGCUGUUAAGGUACAGCAUCAUUUUGUUAGAAAGAAUACUAAAAUUGACUUAAAAUGGAUGGAAUUUAUAAUAACCACAAUGUCUAAAGUAUUUCCUGAUUUCCAAAUGCAAUGGCUUGUUGAUGAAACAAAAAAGAAUAUAGCAAAGGAGUUGGAUUUUAUGCAGGAAGGUAAAAAUGCAGAGAGAGUGUCAGCUAUGUUUAGUGAUUACAAAUGGUUGAAGGUACCAAAGAUAUUUUGGGACUACAGUACAGAGAGGGUUUUGGUCAUGGAGUAUGUUAAUGGUGGACAAGUAAAUGAUGUGAAAUAUAUUGAUGAACAUAAAAUAGACAAGUAUAAUCUGUGUUUAAAACUCGGCGACCUGUACUCGCAUAUGAUAUUCGUGAGCGGAUUUGUGCACAGUGAUCCACAUCCAGGGAACAUACUUGUGAAGAAAGAUCCCGGAGAUAAAGAUGUGACUGUAUUCCUUCUGGACCACGGUUUGUAUGCUCAAUUGUCUGAGAAAUUCAGAUACCAUUAUUCAAAGUUAUGGCUCUCUAUAAUAGCAAGAGACAAAGAUGAGAUGAAAUUACAUGCGGAACAACUUGGCAUACCCAAAGAUCUGUAUGGUUUGUUUGCCUGUAUGGUUACGGGAAGGCCAUGGGAUGUGAUAUUAAAGGGUAUUGAUAGAACAAAGCCAUCUUCUCGAGAGAAAUCAACAUUUCAGAAUGAGUUACCAAAUUUCUUGCAUCACGUGACUCAGUGCUUGGAGCACGUGAACCGCGAGGCGCUGCUGGUGCUGAAGACCAACGACCUGAUCCGCAGCAUCGAGUACGCGCUCGGCAUGCAGCAGCGCAUGUGCGGCUUCCUCGUCAUGACCAAGUGCUGCAUGCAGAGUGUGUACCAGCUGCAGUACAAGAAAGAAAAUUCCAUAUGGAGACGUCAAUGCCUCAACACGAAGUAUAUUUGGUCUCUCCUUCUACUUUAUGUGUACAAUGUUUUUCUAAAACUUAGAGAAAAAUUUGUCAUGUACAGUUAGUAAAGUUAGGAUACUAAAUCAACGUACCUAUAAGAUUUAAAUGGUCUGACAUUACCAAAAAUAUUUAUUGUGUAGUCCGUUGUCAUGUUUUGUCUUAUUUUAUUUCAAUUUUAUAUGAUGCCAUGCAAUGAAUGUUAUAAUGAAAUUGUUCCCUAGGCGAAAUACAUUGUGUUAGUCAAAUUUAUACCUUAAGGUGAUUGUAAAUAAUUUAGUGUCUCAUAUCUAUAUUCCAUGAUUUAUGUUAUAAUUUAUUAAUCGAAUUAGAAACAUUGAUAUUUAACCAUGUAAAGGGAUUAUAUUAUAUUUUGAUAGUGUCAAAAUUAUUUUAGUAUACAUUUUGGAAAUUGUGUUUUAAAGAAUUUAUGGUUAGGUAAAACGGUGACGUUUUUUAAAAUGAAAGGUUAGUGUGUUAUAGUUUUUAAAAUUAAACAAGGCUAAUAUUUAUCACAAACUGUCAUA
Molecule: messenger RNA, 2138 nt
Organism: Papilio polytes (common Mormon)
Lineage: Eukaryota; Metazoa; Arthropoda; Insecta; Lepidoptera; Papilionidae
Gene: Adck1
Exons: 6
Coding region: 129-1679 (516 amino acids)
Biological process (GO): mitochondrion organization; lipid homeostasis; protein phosphorylation
Cellular component (GO): mitochondrial inner membrane
Molecular function (GO): ATP binding; protein kinase activity
Source: RefSeq, a predicted model, not a curated record